CACACACAAACACUCGCGAGCACGCGCACCGGAGCAGACGUGCGCGCGCUGCUGUGUCGUAGAGCAGGAAGGAGAGGAGAAAGCAGCCGCAGCCGCAGCAGCUGUUUGAUGGACGCGCGAGAAGAAGAGAGCCGUUCAGCGCGUGUUUACCGAGCAGUGUGCGCGCGUGUCUGCAGCCCACAGAGCGUGUUCGUGGAGGGCGAGGAAGCGGAGAACAGGCUGGGAUUAAUCCGCGGAGACUCCCCGUCCGUCCUCGCUGGCCAUCCGUUACGCUCAGCAGGGCUGCGUGUGAGCGCGUGAGUGGGAGACAGAGGGAGAGGAAGGGAGAGUGUGUGUGUGAGUGUGUGUGUGAAGGGCCGUGCAUGCUGAUAUCGUGUGCGUGAGUGUGUGAGUGUGUGUGAGGAUGGGCUGCACGCUGAGCACGGAGGAUAAAGCGGCGGUGGAGCGCAGCAAGAUGAUCGACCGCAACCUGCGGGACGAUGGAGAAAAGGCGGCGCGCGAGGUGAAGCUACUGCUACUGGGUGCUGGCGAGUCUGGGAAGAGCACGAUAGUGAAGCAAAUGAAAAUCAUUCAUGAGGCAGGUUACUCUGAGGAGGAGUGUAAGCAGUAUAAAGCCGUGGUCUACAGCAACACCAUCCAGUCUAUCAUCGCCAUCAUUCGCGCCAUGGGCCGCCUCAAGAUCGACUUCGGAGACCCAGCGAGAGCGGAUGAUGCGCGGCAGCUGUUCGUUUUAGCUGGCAGUGCAGAGGAAGGAUUUAUGACCGCUGAACUGGCCGGUGUGAUAAAGCGCCUGUGGAAGGACGGAGGAGUGCAGGCCUGCUUUAGCCGCUCCAGAGAGUAUCAGCUCAAUGACUCCGCUGCAUAUUACCUGAAUGACUUGGACAGGAUAUCCCAGGCUACUUAUAUCCCCACCCAGCAGGACGUGCUGAGGACACGUGUUAAAACCACCGGCAUUGUGGAGACUCACUUCACCUUUAAGGACCUGCACUUCAAGAUGUUCGAUGUUGGAGGUCAAAGAUCAGAGAGGAAGAAAUGGAUCCACUGUUUUGAGGGUGUGACGGCCAUCAUCUUCUGCGUGGCUCUGAGUGACUAUGACCUGGUGCUGGCUGAAGAUGAAGAGAUGAACCGGAUGCAUGAGAGUAUGAAACUGUUUGACAGCAUCUGCAACAACAAGUGGUUCACAGACACUUCUAUCAUUCUAUUUCUAAACAAGAAGGACCUGUUUGAGGAGAAAAUUAAGAAGAGUCCGCUCACCAUCUGCUACCCAGAAUACGCAGGCUCCAAUACAUAUGAAGAGGCGGCUGCAUAUAUCCAGUGUCAGUUUGAGGACCUGAACAAGCGUAAAGACACGAAAGAGAUUUACACACACUUCACCUGCGCCACCGACACCAAAAAUGUACAGUUCGUCUUCGAUGCUGUCACUGAUGUCAUCAUCAAAAACAACCUGAAAGACUGCGGACUCUUCUAGACACUCUCUGAAGUCUGGUGCAGAAUUUGUCCAUUUUGAUGUGUAUUAAUGUUGGACUGCAGUUCUGAACUUGUGUUUGGAGAGCAGUUCUCCUGGACCAGUGCUGUACAUUGGGUCUCGUUUGUCCACUUUAUUUAUGCUUCUUUCUCGGGACAUUUUAAACAGUAGCACCUUUAAAAAGAAAAAAAGGAAAAAAAAAGAGAAAAUCAUCAGAUGUUUGUACAACUGUUGCUGUCACAGCCAUGCUAUGUUUUUGACCACUUUUUUUUUUUUGACCAAAGGACUUGUAUUUAAUCAUACUUUCCCUUUUUGGACAAGGUUCACUUUUGCUGGCAAUGUUUUUGUCCCCCGUCCUGGUGGAUAUUAAGAAAGGAGAGGAGGAUGUUUUUAAUCUGUCCAGUUUGUUGGGUCUUUGUGCCUUGGCAUGUGUUUCUGCAGUAUUUGUCUCAUGUUUGAAUUUUUGCUUGCUGAAUAUCUACCAAUGUCCAAAAUGUAAAAAAUCCUACUGCGUACUAGAACGCAAAUCCUACUCUACGUAAAAGUGUGUAUGAGCAUAUAUAAGUGUGAAUGACUAUAUGUGAGUGUAUAAAAGCAUGUAUGAGUACACGACUAGUUAAAAGUUUGAACACACCUAUGUAUGAUUGUACGAUUUUAAGUUUUUCUAAAGACAUUUUAAUCUACAGGCUUAUGCUUAAAGGUCUUUAAGUCCUAAAAUACUAAGAUAAAUAUUAAAAUUGAUUUCUAUGUAUGAUUUGUAAAAUUCAUUUUAAACUGAAUUUUUAUAGUUUUCAUUCAUUACUCAGGUGGAAAAUAGAGAUGGAGCCACAAUGAUUGUCAUCCUAAUUACUGUGUGUUUCCUGUUAAAAGUUAAGGAGUGGAAAAUCUGUUCUCAUCAUCGCAUUUCAUAAUCAUUUGUAUCGUAAUGACAAAGGGUGGGCUGUUUAUUCUGAUUCCAGGAACUGUUUCAUCAUUUUUAUGUCUUCAUUAUUAUUCUAAAAUGCAAAAAAACAAUUAAAAAGAAAGACAAACCAGAUUUAUGGGUAGGUCUAUCCAAACUUUUGACUGGUGGUGUCUAUAGGAGUGUGUAUGAGUGUGUGUACGUAUAUCAGAUAGGGUUGGCCCGAAUAAUUUGACUGCUCAAGUACUCGGUUCUCGGUUCUUUAUUUGGUAUCUGAAAGCCUCUUCUUCUUUAAAAAAAAAUAAAAUAGAACAGUUAUUUUUAUUAUAUGACAAAUAUAUUAAUUACAGCCUAUUAAGUUAAAUGCAUUAUAAAUUUGUCAUUUAUCCACAUCACUUUGCCUCAGCACAACAGACAUAGCUGCUGAAGCUAUAAGAGCAAAGAUGCCUCAGAAAUGGCACCUGUGGGAUAAGAAUAAUUAUAUGAUAAGAAAAAUGCUCAGUGCAAGAUUUGUGAUAGGAGGCUGGUGCACCAUGGAGGCAAAGCAAGUUUGAUGAAUCGUCUUAAAUACAUAAGUAUAGCGAUACUUAUGCGUGUACUCUGCUGACACCGCAGCUGACUUUAGUACUGUCAAAUUUCAUAUGAUUGCAAGAGCUGCCUUCAGGGUAGUCCUCCUUACAUUCAGACCAGCUUGUAGCUCCGAAGUGUCCUCAGUCCUCCGCUCCGCUCUCUGAAGCUCAUCUAUGACUGAGCUAAACUAGGCAUGUGUGUUGCCUGUACAGCUGCUUUCCAUGAUAAAGAUUGGCAAACUAUCCAAAUAAAGUAACUUGAUAGAAUACAACAAUAAUAAUAAUGAACUAAAACAGAACAAAAGCCACGAUCGUAAUGAAUGAAAUGAUUAUAAUAACUUAUUACACCCUUAGCAUCUAGAUACAUGACUGAAUUAAAACCAGAGUCAUUAAAGCUGUCUUUGAACAAGAGGACUGCAAUCAUAGAUUGUAUCCUAGGAACAUACAGCAGACUAUUAAAACAUUAUUGACAUCUACUGGAUAUAUUUUGAACAGCAUGUUCUGAACAUAUUUAAAAUUAUGUUUGAUAGUGAAAUGUAAAUUUUUAUUGUUUUCAAGGGGGAUUUUGGAAUACUCGAUCAGAAAUACCUACGAGUAUUUGAAGCCUGUAAAAUGCUGUUUGGACCAGCCCUUAUAUAAGAGCUUUAGGAGAGUGUGUAUGAUUGUAUGAGAGUGUGUAUGGUUGUAUGUGAGUAUGUAUGAGAUUGUGUAUGUAUGGCUGUAACUGAACAUAUGACAGUGUGUAUGACUGUGCAUGAGUGUGUAAGACUGUAUGUGAGUGUAUAACUGCAUGUGUGUGUAUGACUGUGUGUAUGAGUGCACAUGACUGUAUGUGAGUCUAUAUGACUGAAUGGGUGUAUGAAAUUGUGUAUGACUGUAGUUGAAUGUAUAUGUGUGUAUGCCUAUGUAAGUGCAUGACUGUAAGUCUGUAUAACUGUAUGUGAGUGUAUAAAAUACACUGUGUGUGCAUAUGGCUGUAUAUGUGUGUAUGACUAUGUAAGUUUAUGAGUAUGUAAUUGAGUCUGUUUGACUGUAUGUGAGUGUGUAUGACCUGUAGGUGUGUAUUACUGUGAGUGUAUAUGAUGGUGUGUAUGAUUACAUGCAUAAGUAUAACUGUCUGAGUGUGUAUGAUUGUAAGUGUAUAUGAGGGUGCAUAAGUGUGUAUGACUAUGCUUGUGUGUGAACAACAAAGAAAAGAUGGGAUAGAGUGGAUUGGAUUUGUGUGUGUGUAUGUGAAAAUAUAUGAAGUGUAUAUACUUGUGCGUGUAUGUCUCAUGUUGGAAACUGAGAGAUGGUCCCAAGCUCCAUGUCUCCAUGGCAACAAAACUAGAAAACGGAGAGCCAGUGGUGCUUCAGAAGGAGUGUGUUACUGACAGACACUGAGAGAUUUGAGGAGUGUGUGUGUGUGUGUGUGUGUGUGUGUGUGUGUGUGUGUGUGUGUGUGUGUGUGUGUGUGUGUGUGUGUGUGUGUGUGUGUGUGUGGGCGUGUGUGUAUAUGCACAUCUCCAUCCCAGUGGCCACAGCUAGCCGCCAUCUUACACACUCAUGCACAUACAUACAGUUACUGCUAAAGGAUCUGCAAAGGCUUUCAAGUGAAGACAAUGAUAAUGUUGAGGAUUAUAAUUGCCACCACUCUCUGUGUGUUCACUCUGUGUGAAAACAUUUGGAAACAUUUGUACACUCAUGUCCCUUAUUUUGCUAAUAAAAAGCAUUUACAACCCA
Molecule: messenger RNA, 4657 nt
Organism: Pygocentrus nattereri (red-bellied piranha)
Lineage: Eukaryota; Metazoa; Chordata; Actinopteri; Characiformes; Serrasalmidae
Gene: gnai1
Product: guanine nucleotide binding protein (G protein), alpha inhibiting activity polypeptide 1
Exons: 9
Coding region: 404-1468 (354 amino acids)
Biological process (GO): adenylate cyclase-modulating G protein-coupled receptor signaling pathway
Cellular component (GO): heterotrimeric G-protein complex
Molecular function (GO): G protein-coupled serotonin receptor binding; GTPase activity; G-protein beta/gamma-subunit complex binding
Source: RefSeq, a predicted model, not a curated record